Messenger RNA from Melampsora larici-populina 98AG31, 633 nucleotides. RefSeq lists its product as uncharacterized. Lineage: Eukaryota; Fungi; Basidiomycota; Pucciniomycetes; Pucciniales; Melampsoraceae. Bases 1 to 633 code for a protein of 210 amino acids. The transcript has 3 exons. The record is from RefSeq and is a predicted model, not a curated record.
AUGUGCAAGACAGCCUUUCCAGCAACCCUGGUUCUCGCAUACUUCACUAUCCACGGAGUCACAUGUCACCUGUGCGCAGUCAAUCUUUUCAGACGCCGGAUCUUUGUCGUCGUCUUCAAGACUCGACGAGCUUCAAGGAAAGACGGGGUUCUUACUUCAAAUUUGCGAACGGUGAUUGGUACAAACAUAUUUUCAUGGAAACCGAUCGCUAUUAAGGGUGAUUGUAAGGGAUGUGUUGCUGAAGCUGUACCUCGAUUUUUACUUGAAAAAAGUUUAGCCAAUGAACAUGAAAAGAGAAAAUGUGAGCAAAUAUACCGAAAUCGACUUCAAUUCGAAACCAUCAAAUACUUCCUCCCUGAUGGAUUGUUUAUCAUUGGAGAAACGGGGACUCACUUUGAAGAUUGGGGUCGUAUGCUUUGUAUGGCUACAAACUGGGAGCUAGGCUCAGUAUCACUUGCGGAAAACUAUGGCUGGUACCAUCACAGUGCCCAUCCGAAUGGUUGUACUCGAACGAGUCUACUAGCUCUCUCGUUUCUGGUCUUGCUGCAAAGCUUGCCCAAGUUUAUCCCCAAAGUCCCGUGCUUCGACGCGAUAGUUUGGUCAAGCUUUGCAGAGUUGACUGGAAGAUAUUGA